AAUUAAUAAGACAAUUAUAUGUAUGUGUAAAUGUAAGAUUAGUACCCUAUAACAAUGCAAAAUAAUAAUUAAUAGAAUUACUAAUAAUAACAAUUUCAAUAUUAAUAAUAAUAAUAAUAACAACAAUAGCCAUACUUAUCUUAAGAUGUGACCAAUUAAAUGUAUUUAUAACAAUAAUACCCUGAUGGAGCAGGAAGAUUAAUAGUAAUUGACUAAACAUAAAGUUCUGGAUACAGACCAAGCAAUUUUCUAGUGCUUUUCUUAAUUACUUUAACCACAACUCUUUGCAUAGGUGUAAUAGUUUGGAUGUGUCUGGAUUGAUUUAUAUUCAAUUAUCAAUUAAAAUAACUAAUUAUAUUUAUAGCUAAUUUAUAUUAUGAAUGAUAACAAGGAAAGAUAAAGAAGUAUCAAAAUUAACAAUCAAUAUGAAAACGAUGAAAAUGAGCUUUUAUAAUUUGAAGAUAGUAUAUCAUAAUUGCAUUAAAUUAGACCAAAAAGAAAUUCAAACCGAUAAAAGCACAUUUAUUAUAAGAAUUGUAUCCAUCAUCUUAAUAAUCUUAUAUGUUACUGGGGCCAUAGUUUCAAUUUUUAUAGAGUCAUGA
Molecule: messenger RNA, 602 nt
Organism: Paramecium octaurelia
Lineage: Eukaryota; Ciliophora; Oligohymenophorea; Peniculida; Parameciidae
Source: the annotation of a GenBank genome assembly